This is a messenger RNA of Juglans microcarpa x Juglans regia, 3447 nucleotides long. RefSeq names its product U-box domain-containing protein 44-like. The record is from RefSeq and is a predicted model, not a curated record. NCBI's taxonomy places the organism in Eukaryota, Viridiplantae, Streptophyta, Magnoliopsida, Fagales, Juglandaceae. The transcript has 5 exons. Bases 198 to 3347 code for a protein of 1049 amino acids. Gene Ontology annotation, molecular function: protein binding; ubiquitin-protein transferase activity. Gene Ontology annotation, biological process: protein ubiquitination.
UACGUCCAGAAAAGUGUGCGCUUCUGACUUCUGGGUCAAACAGCUGACUCUUUCUUCGCCGAAAUUUCCAACAACCGGACUCAACCCUGUUCUGCAGAGACCGACGCACACGCACAGAAGCUAACAAACUACCGAAAGCUUCAAUCGACUCUAGCUGCCCGGUGGAUUGACUUCCCACAUGCCAAACUCGCGGUGAGAUGGCGUCAGCAACGCCGGUGUCUUCUUCGGCGGCGUCUGCGGCUAUAGAAUCCAUCCAGAGUUCACUCUCCGACCUCUGCGUCGUCUCCGACGACCCCCACCACCAGCGGCAGCGCUUCUCGUUCGACAACCCACGCCGCUUCUCCGCCUUUGCGAACCGACUCCAGCUCCUGCUCCACCAGCUCCUCCGCUCUUUCCCCUCGCCGGAUUACCUCCCAGCCGCUGCUGUCACCGCCAUCAAGGGCGUGGCCGCCGAUCUCUCCGUGGCCUCCGAAACGGUGUCGGUCUACACCAAGCGCAGCAAGAUCUUCGUGCUCGUCCACAGCCAUUCCCUCCGCUCCUCCCUCCAGGAACGCACCUUGGCAAUCGCUGCUUGGCUCGCGUUGCUCGACUCCGCUCUGCACGACCUCCCCGAGCUCCGCAAAAAGAUCUCCGAUCUCUCCCGAGACAUGAAGCAAGCUCAAUUCAUCGUAACAGAGAACGAAGAGAGAGUGCAUUGUACGCUAGAGAAAGAGGGCCAAGGGAGACGAACGACUAAAGCAGUACAGAGUGCUAUAAUCAUGGACUUAGCGCGAGCUCUAGGAAUCGAUCCCGAUAACCUUUCCGAGUUAUCCGAACAAGUCAAUCUGUUCCAGACCGAUUUAACGCACUCCAAUUCGCUGUCGGAGAGGCGGAUUGUGGUCUCUCUGCAGAGUAUUCUCAGCAACCUCCUCGUCCAACCCGACAUCAUCACACAGAAACUGCAUGUGGAUUUCGAAGAGUACGAGGCCGCAUCGGCAGCACCGCAGAUGUCCUCGCCGUUCAAGAACUUCCUCUGUCCGCUGACGAAGGAGGUCAUGAAGGAGCCUGUGGUGCUGGAGACGUCUCAGAAUUACGAGCGCACCGCCAUUGAAUAUUGGUUCGAGCGGUGCAUAGAGGACGCUCGCGACCCGACUUGCCCGGUGACCGGGCAGGUGCUCAAGUCGCUGGAGCUGAAACCAAAUAUUGGGUUGGCCGGGGCAAUCGAGGAGUGGGUUAAUCGGAAUAUCGAGGUUCAGGUUAACUCUGCAGCGACGUGGCUAAGUGAGGAGCCUAUUUCGGUCGAUAACCAUAGUAUUGAGAAGGUGCUUGAUUUUCUUUACAAGAUUUCCGAGGAGUAUCCCACUAGUAGAUAUAAAGUGAGGAAUGCUGGCAUUGUUGAGCUCCUUGUUAAGUUGCUCAGAAAUAGCUCCAAGAGUGUCGGAACGCAGUUGAGAAGCAAGGCGCUCAUGGCUUUACUUAGCAUGGCCAAAGAUGAAGAAAGCAAGAAAAGAAUGCUUGAAGAUGGUGUCACUAGACUGGCCAUACGUAGUCUUAUUGGGAGCUCCGAGAAAGAGAGAGAGUUUGCUGUGAAAUUAUUACUUGAGUUCUCUAGUGACGAAGCUUGUUGCAUAAAAAUUGCAUCUGAAAGAGGUGCAUUAGUUCUUCUCUCAAGUAUGGCAGGAAAUCUGGAGCAUCCUACACUAUCCAAUCUAGCUGAGGAGGUCUUUAAGCAGAUGGAGAGGGUGGAGGAUAAUGUUCAACCUUUGGCAGCAGCUGGAAGAUUUGAGCCCUUAAUUAGUCGGCUCUGUGAAGGUUCUGAUGAUGUUAAAAUAGAGAUGGCAUCUAUUGUGGGAAGGAUGACCUUGACAAAUAGCAGUAAAGAACAAAUUGCUAGGCAAAGUGCUAAAAUACUAGUUAAACUGCUAUAUAAGCCAGAAGGAAGGGCACCAAGCUUGCGAGCAUUGUAUAACUUGUCUGGGCUGGAUGACAAUGCAAUCAUCCUUGUUGACUCUGCUGUGCUUCCAGCUCUUACAGAUAUUCUGCUUAUUCAGGACACUUCACCUGAUUUGAAGGAAUUGGCAGCAGCAACAAUUGCCAAAAUUGUUUCAAAACCUGGGAACUGGGAAUUGGCGUCUGUUGACAAGAGAGGACAUUCAAUGCGGUCGGAGUCAUUUAUAUGUAGUCUUUUGGGCCUUCUAUCUAUUGUAUCCCCUCGAUGCCAAGUCUCUAUUCUCCAUAUCCUGUAUGGAGUUGCGUUGUCUCCCCAGGCAUCAGAGUCGGUGACUUCUCAUAUAAAAUCUGGGGAUGGCAUCAAAACAAUUAUAUCCUUUCUUGAACAUUCAGAAGUUGAACACAGAAUUUAUGCUUUCAGGCUCACAAGAAUACUCUCAGAAAGGUUUGGUGAAGAUCUAACAAGUGAGCUAAGACCUGACAAGCUUCCCUUGUUCAAAGAUAAACUUUUAGGCAGCCAAUCUACAGAGGGUGAGCAAUCUGAUGCGGCAUGUAUACUUGCUAACCUUUCCCUAUCAGAAGAAGAAGUGAAAACGCUCCUGGGAGCCAGUUUUGUGAGAUGGACCGUAACUACUCUCAAAAACCAGAGGCGUACAUCUAAUCCUGCGUCAAGCAUGGCAGAGGGUCUUCUUGGGCUUUUACUUCACUUUACAAGGCGCCAUGAUUUGCAGACUCUUGGUUUUGUCAGAGAGCAUAACCUUAUGACCAUUUUCAGUGAGCAGCUUGGUUUUCCUUCAAACCCAAGAGUGAAGCAACUUGCUGCCCUUGGAUUGAAGAAUUUGUCAGAAUGUGGAAUGUCAGUUGCUGCUGGGGACUCACAACCAAUCCCUCUUAAUGGAUUCUGCUCUUCCUUAGUUUUCAUGUGUGGGAGGGCUGCUAAUAAACCUUCUACAUGUCCUAUUCAUAAUGCUGCGUGUGAAGAAGAUAGUCAGCUGUGCUUGCUCAAGAGCAACUGCAUCAAACCCCUGGUUGAUCUUCUCACAGAUGAGGACACUGGUGUUCAAAUUGCUGCAGUAGAGGCACUUUCCACACUUGUUUCAGACACCUCUAACAAUUUCAAGAGAGUAGUUGAUGAGCUUGAACACCAGGGCGUGGUUGAUGCCCUGGUCAAUCUUUUCACAGAAGUUCGACCCGGAGAGCUUCAAGAGAGAGCAAUUUGGAUGAUAGAGAGGACAUUGAGAGUGGAAAGCCAGAGUCAUCGGCUGGCGUUCAAUCAGUCUCUGGUUAGGGCAUUGGUGGAAGCCUUUAAACAUGGUGGUGCCAACACAAAGAGGCAUGCUCAGGAUGCGCUUACCAGCCUAAAGCAAAUAUCAGGUAUUAGUGGAAGGGCCUCUAGUCAAGCUGGGGCACGGGGGUAGUUGCCAAUGAAAAGGGCGGUUAUACACUUUUAUUGUGUGGAUAUUUAUUAUUAUACGAUGAUCUCACCCUAUAUAGUCGAUUAAAACUGGCUUAAUUGCA